AUGGCGCCGCUCGACAUCUUUGGUGUCUGGGUUUUGACUUUGCUGUCCUUGCUAACAAUCAACACUGCCGCAACUUAUAUUCCCAGUGCCGUAGAGGAAAGAAUCUUGAACAGUUCAACGCAGCCUAGCAUUCAGGAUAUAUCACGCAGGGCAGAUCAGAACUGUUCCGUCGAAAUCCUCGUCACAAAAGUCUUGGUCUUGAUCCCCGUCCAUAUUGAUUAUUAUUUUUACGCGAACACGAUUCUCAAGGUGUACGACUAUCUGAAGCUCGAUAUUACCAAUGCACCAACAAGCAUCAACACGAUUUAUACAGGAACAAGCUCCAUGUUCGUGACACAGUCGAACCAGAUUCCCCAGGUUCCUCCAGCACACAUAACCCACUCGUCUCCAUCCUUCUCGUACGUGGAGAGCUAUUCCUUCAUGCUCUCCAUGAUGGUAGUCGACCAGCAAGGAAAUACUCGCUUCAAGAAACGGCAAGGAAACGUUUAUCUCGGGGGAACAGGCCAAGCGACAGAUAGCUGCCAGAAUGCAGUCGUCUACAACCUGGUCAAUGGGCAGUUGUUUGCGAACUCCAGUGCAGGCGCUUUGCAGUUCGGCACCACUUCUGGCACAACCUAUGCGAACUUUACAGCCAGCGCAAGUCCUGGAGACAUCACCACCGCCUUUUCCGUCGACACUCAAAACAACCUCAUGUGGAGUAACUCUGCGUUCUACAACAACAGGGCGAGAUUUUGUGUCCUUCCGGACAAUACAAUUGUGGCUGUCUUUAGCGACCCGUUGCUGGCGCCUGACGAUUGUCUUUUUGUGAGCUUGAGCAUGACAAGAGUCAGUAGCUGCGCCGCUGCUGUAGGAGCUCCACAACUAAGCGGGCCAUCUGGACCGGCCGGCAAUUCGAUGUCGAAUACCGCCCGACCUUCAACGACUCAUAAGCCUACGGAUGUUCUUAUGCUGAUUUUUCUUUCGUCGAUAGCCCCACCGGCCCAGCAGGUCCAACAGGUGCCACUGGUGCGCAAGGACUACAAGGCGUUCAAGGAUUACAAGGGAAGCCAGGGUCUCCAAGGCCCAACUGGAGCUACCGGAGCGACCGGUGCCACUGGUGCUCAAGGGCCGUCUGGCCCAUCAGGUCCAUCAGGCCCAGCUGGUCCAAUAGGUCCCACGGGAGUGACCGGUCCAUCGGGUUCCGCUGGCCCCUCUGGUCCUUCCGGUCCGGUUGGUCCAACAGGCCCUACAGGUCCCACAGGGGUGACCGGUCCCUCUGGUCCCUCGGGUCCCUCUGGCCCUUCAGGACCUGCCGGCCCGACGGGCGCGACAGGACCAAAAGGCGCCGACGCGAUCCAGUUCGCCUAUCUCGGAUGUUGGGCGCAAGGCUGCAACUCCGUCGGCACGUGCGUUGCACUGGGAAACUAUGGGUUCGACAGCGCGAGCACCAAUGGCGGCUUCAAUACCACUCUCACAGGCAGUUCGACCGCCAAUAUCGACGCGCAGUGCGCCAGCAUUUGCAUCACAAAGAACGGCGCCAACUUUUUCGGCACAGUCAGCGCCUCCUCGGGGAGCACGGCUGAUUGUUACUGCGGCGCUGCGAUCACCGGCACCGCAACCCUGAUGUCCAACUGUGUGCCUUGCUACGGGCAGAGCGUGGGCCUCUGCGGCAAAUCUCAGCUGUCAAUCGCCGUGUAUGCGAGGGCUUUUUGAGGAGGCAUGACGACAUUGCAAGGGGAUGGUGCUGGGAUAUAGGGCCUCAUUCCGACUUGCGGCGGCGUUUUUGAGGUUUGACGGAUUUUUGUCUUCCGAUGUGUCAGCUCUGGGUACUAUUUCUUCAUUCUCCGCCUUC
Molecule: messenger RNA, 1831 nt
Organism: Cladophialophora immunda
Lineage: Eukaryota; Fungi; Ascomycota; Eurotiomycetes; Chaetothyriales; Herpotrichiellaceae
Exons: 8
Coding region: 1-1692 (563 amino acids)
Source: RefSeq, a predicted model, not a curated record